Messenger RNA from Lindgomyces ingoldianus, 1312 nucleotides. RefSeq lists its product as uncharacterized. The transcript is spliced from 2 exons. The record is from RefSeq and is a predicted model, not a curated record. Lineage: Eukaryota; Fungi; Ascomycota; Dothideomycetes; Pleosporales; Lindgomycetaceae. Bases 6 to 1106 code for a protein of 366 amino acids.
GAGACAUGGGGAAAAUGGAAGUCAUGUCGCCAGAUCACCUCGAGCUCUUGCGGAGCUCCGCCUUUGAAUCAGAACACGCCCAGCUUUACGACUCGUCGUACAUGCAGCAUGAGGCUGCCGCGCUGGCCCUGGAGAGCGACAUUGAGAACUCGCUUGCCAGCAUCUCACCAGAUGGGAACUCGGACGAACACAGGCGGAUUGCCCGCACGCAAAUCUUCAUCCACAGGGAGCGACAGAAGGCACUGCGGCCGCAUCUGGAGAGCGGGAGUGGUGUUGAGGAUGGAGAGGGUCGCGAGUGUGUGUUUGUUCCCGCGCCAAUGCAUUGGGGAGCUAAUGGAGACUUGGAUGAGGAGAGUGGUAGCUUGUCUUCUGUCCACAACCUCCUCACGUGGCAAGCCUCCUACUCUCCGCUCUCCUAUACCCCCAUGUACGACGAACUCCCCUCCCCGGAUAUCCCCUACUACUCCAUGCUGGACCCAACGCAGCCACCAAUCACCUACCACCUCCACCGAACGCGCGAAUGGACAACCUCCGGUUGCCGGAAAUACAUCUACAGCGCGCGCGAAUACUCAGACAAGUACUCCCUCUACAUGCUAGAAACCUCACACCGCGGCGACAACCAAGUCAAUGCGGCGGAAUUCUACCGCGUUGCCGAGUUCCCCACACCCUGCAUCUCAAUCAUACUAUCUGGCAUCGACAAACGUGACAGCAACGCCGCCUACAAAUCCCGCUGCAUCCAUCUCCGCGGCCCGUUCGCCACACCCAUAAAAGAAUACCCGGACCGACAGCAAAAAAUCCCAUGGUCCCCCCGACGAUUCACUUACGGCGGGAGGCGCUUCGUCUGGAAACCGGGCGACCCGCACGACGAUGUGAUGCCAGAGACGCUAUACGAGUUCCAGAACGAUUGGGCGAAGCCGGGAAGUCGGACGGGGAAGCGGCUGGACGAUGCGAAAGAGCGACCUUUAGUGUGGGGGGAAAAGAAGAGGAAGGGGAAGGUGGAGAGUUAUACGAUUCAUUUUGCAGGCGGGGUAGAUCAGGUGUUUAGGGAGAUGUUAUUGGCGAGUCAGAUGGUGAGGCAAGUGUGUCUUUUUACGGCCAUGGAGUGAAAACACUUUCCCUUCUUCCCCGUGAAGUUUUGAGGGGGUUCAAGGGGAUUAUCGCUGAGCAAGCGAUGGAUUAUGAACGGCUAUGCAAACUUGGGCAUCGGAUCAGUCACAGGACUUUGGGCAUGGAUACCAGGCGUUAUGGUGCAGUACCGGGCAAAUUGUACGGAGUAAGCAAGGCAUCUCGGAAUCUGGGGGCUAUUUUCGAG